Messenger RNA from Glycine soja, 1068 nucleotides. Its product is annotated as serine/threonine-protein kinase ppk15-like. The coding region runs from base 1 to 1068 and encodes 355 amino acids. Lineage: Eukaryota; Viridiplantae; Streptophyta; Magnoliopsida; Fabales; Fabaceae. Gene Ontology annotation, biological process: peptidyl-threonine phosphorylation; peptidyl-serine phosphorylation. Gene Ontology annotation, molecular function: ATP binding; protein tyrosine kinase activity; protein serine/threonine kinase activity. The transcript is spliced from 8 exons. Gene Ontology annotation, cellular component: cytoplasm. The record is from RefSeq and is a predicted model, not a curated record.
AUGACGGUCAUACGACCGAACUACAGGACAGAUGAUUGGCACAAGAUAUGUGGCACAUGGGUCUUUAUUACUUCCACUCACCAACCACUGUUGCCUGUACCUCCAUUUGAUCUGAGAAUUAUACAUAGAAAGAAUAGGACUGGAUUUGAAGAAAACAAGGAACUGCCCAUUGUGCUAAAUACAGUCUUGGCUGGAAGGCAUUAUGUAACAGAAUAUCUUUGUUCAGCUGCCUUCAGUAGGGUUGUUCAGGCACAUGAUCUUCAGACAGGAAUAGAUGUUUGCUUGAAGAUCAUUAAAAAUGACAAAUACUUUUUUGAUCAAAGCUUAGAUGAAAUCAAGCUUCUAAAACUUGUCAAUAAGCAUGACCCACCAGAUCUACACCACUUUUUGCGCCUUUAUGAUUAUUUCUACCAUCAGGAGCAUUUAUUCAUUGUAACUGAACUUCUGCAAGCAAACUUGUACGAAUUUCAGAAGUUCAAGCAAGAAUCUGGAGGGGAAGAAUAUUUUACGUUGAACAAAUUGCAGCUCAUUACUCGCCAAUGUUUGGAAGCAUUGCAAUACUUGCAUAGCUUGGGAAUUGUUCACUGUGACCUGAAGCCAGAGAACAUUCUAAUCAAAAGUUACAGAAGAUGUCAGAUAAAGGUUAUUGAUCUAGCAGGAAGCAGUUGCUUCCAAACAGACAAUUUGUGUCUAUAUGUACAAUCCCGAUCCUAUAGAGCUCCUGAAGUGAUGUUAGGCCUUCAAUAUGAUGAAAAGAUUGAUAUAUGGUCUCUCGGCUGUAUCUUGGCAGAGUUAUGCUCUGGUGAAGUACUAUUUCCAAAUGAUGCAGUUGUGAUGAUUCUAGCACGCAUGAUUGGAAUGUUGGUUCUAUUGAUAUGGAGAUCUGUAAGAGAAUACACAUUACGGAUAGCUGAAUUGUCACUUGAACUUGAAGUUGGAGAGGCAAAGAUCAUUCCAGCUCAGAAAGCUCAAGAGGCAUCUUGUAUUCUUGCUAAAUUUGAAGAAGCACAAGAUACAAUGAGAGAAGCAGAUAUUAUGAUCAACGAAUUUGUGAUAGCUAAUGAGUAA